This is a messenger RNA of Condylostylus longicornis, 3422 nucleotides long. RefSeq names its product valine--tRNA ligase (gene ValRS). NCBI's taxonomy places the organism in Eukaryota, Metazoa, Arthropoda, Insecta, Diptera, Dolichopodidae. Gene Ontology annotation, cellular component: cytosol. Gene Ontology annotation, molecular function: ATP binding; aminoacyl-tRNA deacylase activity; valine-tRNA ligase activity. Gene Ontology annotation, biological process: valyl-tRNA aminoacylation. The transcript has 7 exons. Bases 119 to 3286 code for a protein of 1055 amino acids. The record is from RefSeq and is a predicted model, not a curated record.
AGUAUUCCAAAAUUUACACGUUGUGUGAAUAAAUUUCUAAACUGAAAUACAUACUUGUUAUUUAUGAGUCGUAGUGCCGAAAAUUAAUAAAAAAAGUAUAAAGUUAAUAAAUUUCAAAAUGCCAGAAUCCACCGGUAAAAAUGAUAUGGAAAAUUCAAGUUCUGCGUCCGCUCCAGAUUCAUCAAAUCAACCAGUAAAGACUGCUAAGCAAUUGGAAAAAGAGGCCAAAAAGGCCGCAGAAAAAGCUGCGAAACUUGCAAAAUUACAACAGAAACUCGAAAAGAAAGCUGCAUCACAGCCAGCAAUUAAAGAAAAAGAAAAGCCUGAGAAAAAGCAAAAAGAAGUAACAAUUUAUGUUGCUGAUACUGCUCCUGGAGAUAAAAAGGACACUACUGGGCCUUUGCCUGAUUCAUAUAGUCCGCAAUAUGUUGAAGCUGCUUGGUAUAGUUGGUGGGAAAAGGAAGGUUUCUUCAAGCCUGAAUACAAUAAGCGGCCUGUUUUAGAAGAAAAUCCUAAAGGUCGCUUUGUGAUGGUUAUUCCACCUCCAAACGUUACUGGUUCGCUUCAUUUAGGGCAUGCGUUAACAAAUGCAGUUGAAGAUUGCAUUACCCGGUUUCAUAGAAUGAAGGGUAGAACUACUUUAUGGGUACCUGGAUGCGAUCAUGCUGGUAUUGCAACGCAAGUAGUUGUAGAAAAAAUGAUAUGGCGUGAGAAAAAACUAACGCGUCAUGACCUGGGACGGGAAAAAUUCAUUGAAAAGGUUUGGGAAUGGAAAAAUCAAAAAGGACAUCGUAUUUAUGAUCAGCUUAAAAGAAUGGGAUCCUCAUAUGAUUGGUCUCGCGUUGCUUUUACUAUGGACGAAAAAUUAUGUAAAGCUGUUACUGAAGCAUUCGUUCGACUUCAUGAAGCAGGAAGCAUAUACCGCAGCUCCCGUUUGGUUAACUGGUCUUGUUCUCUUCGCUCGGCUAUUUCGGAUAUUGAAGUUGACAAAGUUGAUAUUCCUGGUAGAACUUUGCUUUCUAUACCUGGCUAUGAUGAAAAAGUUGAAUUUGGAGUUCUUGUGUCAUUUGCAUAUAAGGUUGAAAAUUCAGAUGAAGAAAUUAUUGUUGCUACAACCCGUAUUGAAACUAUGUUAGGAGAUACAGCAGUUGCCGUACAUCCAAAUGAUGAACGUUAUAGUCAUUUACGAGGUAAAUAUGUUUUACAUCCAUUUUGUUCGAGGCGGCUUCCUAUAGUAUGUGAUGAGUUUGUUGAUCCUGGCUUUGGUACUGGCGCGGUUAAAAUUACUCCUGCACAUGACCCAAAUGAUUAUGAAGUAGGAAAGCGGCAUAAUUUACCUUUUAUAACUAUAUUUAAUGAUGAUGGAUACAUAAUUGGUGAUUAUGGAGAGUUCACUGGGAUGAAACGAUUUGAGUGCAGAAAAAAAUUAUUGAAAAAAUUACAAGAAUUGCAGCUUUAUAAAGAAACAAUUGAUAAUCCUAUGGUAGUACCAAUAUGCAGUCGUUCAAAAGAUGUAGUGGAACCAUUAAUAAAGCCUCAAUGGUACGUAAAGUGCGCGGACAUGGCGGCUUCAGCCACUAAAGCUGUACAAGAUGAAGAACUUAAGAUUAUUCCUGAACAUCACAAGAAAACUUGGUUUCAUUGGAUGGAUGGCAUAAGAGACUGGUGUGUGUCAAGACAGUUAUGGUGGGGACAUAGAAUACCAGCCUAUUUUGUGUCAUUUACUGACACAAAUAUAAAAUGUGAAAUUGAUGACGAAAAAUAUUGGAUAGUUGCUCGUUCUUCUGAAGAAGCUCUUGAAAAAGCUUCACAAAGGUUUAAUGUGGAUAAAUCAAAAAUUCAGUUAAAGCAAGAUGAAGAUGUGUUAGAUACCUGGUUUAGUUCAGGGCUUUUCCCAUUCUCUGUUUUUGGUUGGCCAAAUGAUACAGAUGAUCUUAAGGCAUUUUAUCCAACAGUGCUACUUGAAACUGGACACGAUAUUCUAUUUUUUUGGGUGGCCCGAAUGGUAUUUAUGGGACAAAAACUAUUAGGAAAAUUACCGUUCAAAGAAGUGUAUUUGCAUCCAAUUGUAAGAGACGCUCAUGGUAGAAAAAUGUCUAAAUCCUUAGGAAAUGUUAUAGAUCCAAUGGAUGUUAUAACCGGCAUAACUUUGGAAGACUUGCACGCCCAAUUGUAUAAUUCGAAUUUGGACCCUAGAGAAAUCGAAAGGGCUAAAGCUGGACAAAAACAAGAUUAUCCCAAUGGAAUUCCAGAAUGCGGGACAGACGCAUUACGUUUUGCUUUAUGUGCUUAUAUAACACAAGGUCGCGAUAUUAAUUUAGACAUUUUGCGUGUGCAAGGUUAUCGCUUCUUCUGUAAUAAAUUAUGGAAUGCUACGAAAUUUGCUUUACACUAUUUUGUUGGUGACGAAAAAUUCGAACCAAAAAUAAAAUUGUCUGGGAAAGAAAAUACUAUGGAUAUUUGGAUUUUAUCACGACUUGCAAAUGCUGUGGAAUGUUGUAAUAAAUCAUUUGAAAAUUAUGAUUUUGCUUCCGCUACGACAGCCUGUUAUAAUUUUUGGUUAUAUGAUUUGUGUGACGUUUAUUUGGAAUGUGUGAAGCCAAUUUUUCAAACAGGAAAUGAUGAAGAAAAGGAAGAAUCAAGAAAAGUUUUGUAUACAUGUUUAGACUUUGGGUUGAAACUUAUAUCUCCUUUUAUGCCGUUUAUAACUGAAGAAUUAUACCAAAGACUACCAAGAAAAGAGACUACGCCUAGUAUUUGUGUUGCCUCUUAUCCAGAGUUUGAUGUAUGUCCAUGGUACAACGAAGAUGUUGAAAAAGAUGUUGAGUUUAUGCAGAAAGCAGCUUCCAGAAUACGAUCUGCACGAAGUGAUUAUAACAUACCAAACAAAACGAAAACAGAAGCGUAUGUUGUAUGCACUGUUGAACAACCAAAUAAUGUUUUGAAAAAAUAUAAAAAUGACUUGGCCACCAUUUCUUUUUGUAGUAAUAUAAAAUUUGAUGAAAAACCGCCUAUUGGUUGUGCUAUAAUUACUGUUUCUGGACAAUGUGAAGUCCAUUUAUUGCUUAAAGGAUUGAUAGAAGUUGAAAAAGAACUUGCAAAACUAGGAAAGAAAAAGCUAUUCUUGGAGCAAACUGUAGAGAAAUUGGGUAAAGUCAUGGGUGCAGAAGACUAUUUAAUAAAAGUACCUCCAGAAAUACAAAUUUCAAAUAACGAAAAAUUGGAACAAACCGCGAGUGAAAUAUUACGAAUUACUUCGGCAAUGGAUACUUUAAAACUUAUGUAAUGAGUUUAAUAUUUAAAGCGAUGUUAUUAUGUAUAAUUUGAAGUUUUUAAUUUAAAAGAAAAGAUAAGUGCUGUGACACAUUUUUCAGUUUUUUGAGCUUAUUUAUUCUUAAUAAAGUAUUUUUAUUAUAACGGCA